AUGUUGGCCAAACAAAUAUUCUUAGCAAGGGCAUAAAAUAAACCUCAAUAAACAGGGAAAAUUGAAUUCCCCACUCUUUUAGAUUUGGCAAUAGAGUAAGUGGCCCUAAGUUUUGAUCUCUAUUCUUAGUUGCCUGGUAUACCAGAAAAAAUAAGAUAUCAAGUAUUCCAUCUUAAUAAUCAAUAGAUUAUAUCAAAAGCACCGAAAACUUUGCCUGUAACAAUCACUUACAAUAGUAUUGAAGAUGAAAAUUAUUGGAAAUAAGCAUGCGAAACAAAAUGGAAAGGCACUCACAGAACAAUUAAUAUCUGCAAACAUAGUUACAGUUUUAAAAUCGCUUAUAUGGAAAAUUUCCUUGAAGAAUACUUAAAAUCCAUAAAAAGUUUAGAUUCUUAAGAAGAAAAAGAUGAAUUAUAAGCAAUAUUAAAAGCAGUCAAUAAUUGGGUUUACUCCCUUAAUAUAUCAUAAACUUAAUGCAAUAUUGAUAUCGGGUUUUUAUGCUAAUACUUGCCAUGCCUAUAGAAUUUGACAGUUAUAUAUGGAGUUAAAACCACUGGAAUAGAUCAAACAAGAAAAGAAAUCUUGGGCAUGAAAUUAAGUUAAGCAGCUGAAUUAGGAGAAGCAAUCUCUAAGCAUUGUAGAAAUCUUUAAUCUUUAUCUUUACCCUCUAAUUUAAUUGAUGAUGAUCUUUUGAGAUUGUUAAUGACAGGAAUAAAUCUAGAUAUCUCUAUCAUAGAGUUGAAUUUAUCUCAUAAUAAAAUUGGAGACUCAGGGGUAAUAAGAAUUGCAAAGUAUUUGAUGAGAUCAGAAAUCUUGCUCAAAUUGGAUUUAUCUAACAAUGCUAUUGGAUUAGUUGGAUCUAAAAAUUUAGCAUAUGCUCUUUUAUUCAAUAAAUCACUUGAACAUUUGAAUCUAUCAUUAAAUUCUUUUAAUGAUAUUGCUGGAGCCAACUUCUUUAGCAAACUUAGUUAAAAUAAAAGCAUCCAGCAUUUGAAUUUAUCUGCAAAUUAAUUGGGGAGUUUAACUGCUGAGAUGCUUGAAAUCUAUUUAUCAGAUUCUUCAUGCACUCUUUAAUCUUUGAAUAUUAGCAAUAAUAAUUUUAGCGAAAAUAAUGAUAUUAAAGACAAAAAUAUCUUUGAAAAACUCAAGACUGGUUUAACAAAAAACACAAGUCUGAUUCAUUUUGAUAUUUCUCAUUCUAAAUUUAAAAGAAUUAAUGCUGAAAAGGAAUUGUAAGAUAUAAUUGUUCAAAGCAGGUUAAAAUAGAAGAAAAUCCCAUUUAUUUCAAAAGAAGAAUUCGAAUACCAAUAAACAUAGAACAGAUUAAAAAAGGAAAAAUUAGAAAAAGCAAAAACAAAAUAAGUAGAAGAAGUAAUCUCACCAUAAUGA
Messenger RNA from Paramecium tetraurelia, 1389 nucleotides. RefSeq lists its product as uncharacterized. The transcript is spliced from 7 exons. Lineage: Eukaryota; Ciliophora; Oligohymenophorea; Peniculida; Parameciidae. Gene Ontology annotation, molecular function: protein binding. The record is from RefSeq and is a predicted model, not a curated record.